UUUAAAUUGGUAAUUGCCAGUUGCUUUGUUUAUUCAAUUAAAUGUGCUCGCCCUAUUUAUCUCCUAUUUACCACAAACAACUGCCGAAUUAGCCAAUUUCAUUUGAAUGCCAGACGAAUUUGGCCAUUAAAUUGCUCUAUAAAACAAUCGCCGCCGGAAUCCCCGGCUAUUAGUUGAAGAGGAAUUUACAAACGGUUCGGAUCGGUUAGUCAACUAUGAACUGUCGGCUUUGGCUUCUGGCCCUGUGGAUCUGGACAGAAUGUCAGGGUCAAGUGAUCCGCAUUCCCAUGCAGUUUCAGACCUCAUUCAUGGCCAGUCGGCGUCAACAUCGUGCUGGGAGAACGUCACUCUUGGCCAAGUACAAUGUGAUUGGUGGUGGACCGGAGACGGUUUCGCGGAAUAGUGGAGCCACCGAAACGCUGGAUAAUCGCUUAAAUUUGGAGUACGCUGGCCCGGUUAGCAUUGGCACUCCGGGUCAGCCCUUUAAUAUGCUCUUCGACACGGGAUCCGCCAACCUUUGGGUACCGAGUGCCGAGUGCUCCGCCAAGAACUUGGCCUGCCAGCAUCAUCAUCGCUACAACUCGAGUGCCUCGAGGAGUUAUGUUCCGGAUGGUAGAAGAUUCGCUAUAGCCUAUGGCACUGGCAGCUUGUCGGGAAGACUGGCGCAGGACACCGUUGCCAUCGGUCAGCUGGUGGUGCGGAAUCAAACCUUUGGCAUGGCGAUGCACGAGCCGGGUUCCACGUUCGUGGACACCAACUUUGCUGGGAUCGUGGGACUGGGAUUCAGGGAAAUAGCCGAGGAGCAGAUUACACCGCUCUUUGAGAGCAUGUGCGAACAGCGCCUGGUUAGGGAGUGUGUGUUCUCGUUCUACCUAAAACGCAAUGGCAGCGAACGGAAGGGAGAAUUGCUGUUCGGCGGCGUGGAUGCCACCAAGUUCUCGGGAUCCCUGACCUUCGUGCCCCUCACCCGUGUCGGCUACUGGCAAUUCCUCCUGGACGGUGUGGAAAUCGGUGGCCAGGUUAUCAGUCAACAUCGCCAGGCCAUUGCGGAUACAGGUACCUCUCUGCUGGCAGCUCCGCCCAGGGAAUACUUGAUUAUAAACAGCCUCCUUGGCGGAUUGCCCACUGCGAAUAACGAGUACCUCUUGAACUGUUCCGAGCUGGACAAGCUGCCCGAGAUAGUGUUCAUCAUUGGUGGCCAGCGGUUCGUCUUACAGCCCAGGGACUACGUGAUGAGGGCCACCGACGACGAUGGCACUAACGUCUGCCUGUCCGCCUUUACCCUGAUGGAUACGGAGUUCUGGAUACUGGGGGACGUGUUCAUCGGACGCUAUUACACCGCCUUUGAUGUGGGCCAACGGAAAAUUGGAUUUGCUCAGUCCGUAUAG
Drosophila serrata is the source of this 1388-nucleotide messenger RNA. Its product is annotated as lysosomal aspartic protease. Gene Ontology annotation, biological process: proteolysis; cell death. The record is from RefSeq and is a predicted model, not a curated record. Gene Ontology annotation, cellular component: lysosome. Gene Ontology annotation, molecular function: aspartic-type endopeptidase activity. Lineage: Eukaryota; Metazoa; Arthropoda; Insecta; Diptera; Drosophilidae.